This is a messenger RNA of Dictyostelium purpureum, 15519 nucleotides long. RefSeq lists its product as uncharacterized. The record is from RefSeq and is a predicted model, not a curated record. Bases 1 to 15519 code for a protein of 5172 amino acids. Gene Ontology annotation, molecular function: ATP binding; ubiquitin-protein transferase activity; ATP hydrolysis activity. Lineage: Eukaryota; Evosea; Eumycetozoa; Dictyosteliales; Dictyosteliaceae. The transcript has 8 exons.
AUGGGAAAAAAUAAACAAAAAGAAAGUCAGGAGGUUGCAGUUGACUAUCACAAUGAUAAUACCAAUGAAAGUGAUGGCAAUAGUGAUAAUAAUCAAAGUCAAAAUGACAACAAUAAUAGUGAUAAAAAUAAUGGUGAUUUAAAUACUAGUACAAGUGGCAUUUCUACUUUUCCUUUGAACCAUGAUAAUGUCAAUGAAAGUGAUGGCAAUAGUGAUAGUAAUCCAAAUCAAAAUGAUAGCAAUAAUAGUGAUAAUAAUAAUGGCGGUUUAUAUACCAGCACAAGUGGCAUUUCCACUUUUCCUUUGAACCAUAGUAAUAUUGUUACUACCAAUAUUUUUUUUAAUAAUAAUAAAGGUGAUAUUGAUAAUGAUAAUGAUAAUGAUAAUAAUUAUAAUUAUAAUAAUAGUAAUAAUAAUAAUAAUAAUAAUAAUAAUAAUAAUAAUAAUAGUUUAGAAAUAUCAUUAAAUGAUAACUAUAUUGAAACUUUUAAUAAUAAUAAUAAUAAUAAUAGUUAUAAUUAUUACAGCCAACAAUUCAACGGUUUCCCAGAAAUUGGGGUUGUUGUUGGCGGUUAUGGUGAAAAUAAAAGACAAGAAAUGUUUUCAGAAAUUGGUCCAGUUGGACAGUAUCUUUAUGAUGAAAAGACAAAAUUGGCACAUUUUGAAUUCCAAAAGGAUGCUGAAAGAGCUUUUAAAGAUUAUAGUAUGGGGGAGGGCAGAUCUUUAAGAGAAAACUAUGCUAUAUCAGUAGGUCAAAAUAAUAAUGGUGGUUUAAAUACUAGUACAAGUGGCAUUUCUUCUUUUCCUUUGAGCUAUGAUAUUAUCAAUGAAAGUAAUGGCAAUAGUGGUAUUUAUCAAAAUCAAAAUGACAGCAAUAAUAGUGAUGGUAAUAAUGGUGGUUUAUAUACUAGUACAAGUGGCUUUUCCACUUUUCCUUUGAACCAUAGUAAUAUUGUUAAUCCCAAUAUUUUUUUAAAUAAUAAUAAUAAAGGUGAUAAAAAUAAAAAUAAUAAAAAUAAUAAUAAUAAUAAUUAUAAUAAUAAUAAUAAUAAUAAUAAUAAUAAAAUUUAUAAUGAUAAUGGUGUUAAUUAUGAGAAUAUUAAAAAUAAAGAUAAUGGUCCAGAAAAAAUCAGAGAAAGUUAUGGUGAUUGGGACUUCCUAACAGGUAGUAGUCAAGCCAAACAAAAACAAGGGGAUGCAAUAGCAUCAAAUGAAAAACUAUAUACAAAUGAUCAAGCUACAACAAACACUAUUUUUCAAUUGGAGAUGCUAAAUGAUGCCACUUAUUUCUUUGAAAAACCACAUAUUAUUAUAAGUGAACACCAGGCUGAAAACAAAACGGAGGCUAUAAAAUCGCAAUUGGCAAAAUAUGGCAAAAAAUUUAAAUCAUUAUUUCCUGGCCAGCCAAGUGUUUUAUAUUUAGGUCCCGUUAAUGACACAUGGAUUUUAAAUAGUACCAAAAUGCAGGUACCACCAAAGCUUGAUAUUAAAACCGAUCCACAUAGAGGUCUUUGGUUUUUAAUUGGUAGAGCAUCAACAAUUACUUGUUUUCGUGAUGAUGUUAAUGAAGUUCUUUUAUCAAUGGUAAACUCUUUAAUUACGAGUGGAAUUCCACUUUGGGAUGAAAAUAUCAAGGUUAAUGAGGUAAAGAAUUUAACCAUUAAAUUAAAUGAAAAAGUAUUAAUUUGUGACAAAGUUUUAAAACAAAGUAUUUCAAAAAUUAAAGAUCAUCAUUUUUUCAUCCAAUUGUUCCAACUUGGAUCAAGUAAUAAUGAUUUAAUUAGUGAUGCUAAAAAGUAUUCAUUGACUAAUAUUCACAAAGAUUUUAGACUUUUUUUAAUAUUCACUUCAUUACACCCAAAAAUGGAAGAUUUAUCAGUAUCCCAGUUAAAUUUACCCCAGAUAAAUAUACCCAAACAACUUGAUGAUUUUGUAGAAUUGUUCAAAGAGUGCGAAAGACAGCAAAAUUUCUUCUCAAAUGGCAAGAGUAGGGAUAAUUAUCCAAAGUAUUACGAACUUGGUGUUUUUUUAAUCAGUCAAUAUCAAGAAAAUUUAUUUAAGAAAUUUCUCUUAAAAAAUGAAACAGGUUUAUUUAAUUUUUUGGUUGCAAAAAAAUUAGUAGAACCAAUAGUUAAAGAUAUGCAACCUUCUCAUUAUAGUGCCAAUGUUUUAAUAUACCUUUCAUCAGUAAAUAUCGGAGAGAGUAUUGAUUGGAUAGAAGAUUUUACAGAAUUAAUGGGUUCAAGGGAUACUAUUAAAAACAAAUUAAUUGAAAAGUCUGAAGAAAUUGCAUUAAAUGAUGUAUAUUUUGAAAAGUCAAGUAAAAUAUACUCCGCAAUAUCAAAAUCUCUCGAAACAUAUUUCGAAACGGUGAUUACACCCGCCAAAGAAUUAAAUGAUUCAUACAUGAUGAGUAAAAGUGAAAUAGAUAAACUUAAAAAAUUGGAUGAUUUCAUCUCAGAGACAUUCGAAAUAAAGAAAUAUGGUCCCCCAAAUUUAAAUCAAACAAAGAUUUCUUUAAAAACUCAAUUGGCAAAUUUAGAGGACGAUAUCAAAAAGGUUAAAGUAAAUGGGUACAUCGACACUUUAAAUGAUAGCUCAAUAGCAAUAUUGAAAUAUUUUGUAAUCAAAGACUCUCAGUUUUUCAAAAUUGUUUUCAACCACUAUAAAGAUAGUAGCAGUUCAUUAAAUGAAAUCUGUAGUAUUACCCAACGGUUUUUAACUAGCUUAUCAAAGAUGAACAAAGACUUAAAUUUAAAUUGUGAGAUUUUUAAACAACUUUCAAAAAAUACAAUUAACUUAAAAAAAGAAAUAGAUAUACUUUGUGAUUAUUAUAGAGUAGGUCAGUUAAAGGUAGAUGACUUUAAAAAGUAUAUCGAAGAAGUCAUUUCUCUAUUCAGUAUUCAGAGCAACUAUCAUUCAAUUUUAAACUUCUUUGAAAAGAACCAUUUUAUUAGAAUUAAUGAUUUAAAGAAAUCUCAAACCGAAAUAGACCAACUUUUAAACCCAAUUAAAUCAAACGAAAUCAAUUAUAAUACAUCAAUUUCAACAAAGAGUAAAAUAGAGCAAAUGAUUGGGAACCUUACAUACCAUCAUAUUCCAUUCUUUUCAAACAUUGAAAGAGAAUUGAUAGAGUUUUUUGCAGGCUUCAAAGAUGAAAAACACUUUUAUGAAAGAACAACAAUUAUAUCUACCAACUGUAUUGAAACUCUAAGUUCAAGUCUAAUGGAUUAUGCAUUAAAAUUGGCACCAGUUUUAAACCCAAUUGUUUUGGAUUACAAAAGAUCUAACAAUGACCACACUUCACAUUCUUUAGCUGAGUAUUGUUCAAAAAUGCGAGCUUUAUUACCAAAUUCUCAAAAAGAUAGUGACAAUCUUUUAAUUAAAAUGAAGUCACUUCAAGAAAAUAUCCCACAUCUAAAGUCAUUAUACAGUGGUGCAGGUAGUGUUAUUACUCUUCCAAGAUUAUCAGAUAUACUCCGUAACUCUACUUUUGUAUCCACUAUGGAAAAUGGUAACCAUACAUGGUCUGUAAAAGUUGAAAAGUUUGAAUAUAACCAAGAUAUUUUAGAAGAGACUAUUUGUGGUUUAAGAUUAAAUUCUGGUGAAAUCAAAGAACCAACACAACAGCAAACUUUUAAAGAUUAUCAAUUGUUACACUCGCUAUUAAAAUCAAUACAUAAGAGCCACAUAGAAUUAGUCAAAAUGUUCCACCAUGAUUUUUUAAAUGGAGUAUUAGAAAUCAAAAUCAAUCAAUCACUAAAUGAUGUUCAACUAAAAAAUGAUGAGUUAAAAUCAAAAAUUGAAGAGUGGAAAGAGUUAAUAAAUUCGCUUUCAAAUAGAAUUAGACUAUUAAGAAAUCAACGUAUAUCAUCAUUGUUUACAUCUAUUAUACAUUUCUUAAAUAAUAAUAAUAAUGGCAAUGGUAAUAAAGACCAGUCUACAAAAUUAACAAAUAUUUUAUACCACUAUAUUAAGUUUUGUUACUCAAAAUCAAAAAAAGUUUCAAUAUCAUCCAUUAAGCAAAUAAUAGAACUUGAUUUUGGAGAGGAAGACUUGGUUGGAAGAAUUAUUAAAGAUGGUGGUGGUUUAAAUACUUUAUCGGUAAGAAAUUUUAUUUCUACACUCUUCAAAUCAUUUGAUGAACAUUACUCUGAUGAUGAUAUUAAUACAUUUGAUAAAUCAACUUAUGGACCAAAAUACCUUCAACUCGAUAGCAAUCAGUGCGAGUUUUUAGAUCUUUAUUUAGCUGAAUUUAAUACAUCAGUUCUACCUCACCCAAAUCAAAUAUUUUAUGGUCAAAACUUUUUUAAUGAAAGUGAAGAUUUCUUUUAUCUUAUAGAAAAUGUCAAAGAUCGUCCAUUCUUUUUAAUCGGUUUGCCAAAUAAAAAAGAGGAUUUGUUACGUUGGUUAUCUGAUCAUUAUUCUAAUGACACUUUAAAACAACUUUCAAGAGUCUAUAUUAUAUCACUAGAAUCAUCAAAUUCUGACACAAUUGGAGAUUUCCUAGAAAAACACGAAGAAGAACUUACUGUUAAAUGGAGUGACUUCAAUUUAUUAUAUAGGACAAACUUAUUAAAUGGUGAGCAUUCAACUGGCAAAACAUUGUAUAUAGAUAUCCAAAAGAAGAAUUUUGUUAAUAAUUACACAUUAUUAAUUCGUCCAUCAACAGACUAUUUAAGACUUUUUAAAUACUUAAAAGGUGUUAUAAACAGCAGCCUUAACAAAGCCGAUGUUUUACUUCAUAUCAACUUAUCACCAUACACAAAUUAUUUAGAUUUCUAUUCUUUUGUAUAUCCAUUAAUCACAUAUGGAUUUGUUUAUAAUCAAGAAACUGGUGAUGUUUUAGAUAUUUCUGAAUCAAUCAAUCUUUCAAUUUAUGUAGAAAUCGGAUCACCAUUAAAAGUACCAAUAUACGGAUCACCAAAAACAUAUCUUUCAAUAUUAUAUAAUAAAUCAUCAAUAAUAAACUAUUCAAUUCCAUGGUCCUUCGAUCAAGAAGAGUUUUUAUGCUUAACAUAUUCUCAAAUUGGUGCAGAAUUCCCAGUUAAAGCACCUCAACUUAAUACAACUAUUCCUAAUGAUCAGUUAUCUACAUUUUUUAACCAUAUUCAAUCAGUUGUUGGUCCAAAUGUAUCCAUUGAAUAUCUUAAAAAUCCAAAAUGUAGAAAAUAUUUAAAGAACUUUAUAUUAUUAUUAAAUGAACGUUUAUUGUAUCUUCAAGAGUAUUUCAGAUUUUACAUUGAGUUAAAAAAACAACUAUCUAUGGUUCUUUUAAAAAAAAAUGUCAAUCAAGGAGUGGUUAUUACACCAAAAGAACUUUAUCACUAUUUCGUUACAGAGUCAGUUCAUUUAGCAAACCCAACACUAUGUAGUACUAAAGAAAUUUGGAACAACCCACCACUUAUUAUUUCAAGAUCUCUUGAAAUGUUUCCAGAUGAAAGGGGUAUAAUGAAAUCCAUUUUAUAUUUUAGUUUUAUAGAUUUUAGAAAAGAGAAUGUAUUGACAUUAGACCAAGUUAAUAAUUUAUUCACCCUUCAAAAUGCAUUUAGUGAAAAGGGUAAAUUCUUUGCAGCUAUCGCCCACCACUUUGGAAUAACUGAUCGUUCAUAUUUAAUUUCAGAUCUUUCAAAUCAAUACAACUAUGUCUUAACAUUAGAUUUCUCACUUCGUCUUUUAAUACUUCAUGAAAAAAUUAAAAAUCAAAAAUCCUUAAUUUUAACUGGUGAUACUGGUGUUGGUAAAACAUAUAUUUUAUUAUUUUAUUCUGCAAUUAUAAAUGCAAGAUAUAAUAUAUUACCAGAGAUCAUGUUCGAAUUAAAAGGUUUUUUCAACCAACAAAUGAAAAAUGAAAAAAAUAAAAAUGAAUUCAUAUCAACAAAAAUCGAGUCGGAAGUAGGUGAUUUUAUUACAGUAUCCAAUAAGAUUAUUAAUAUCAACAAUGAAUCAGCAAUCAAUUUAUUCAAAGAAUUAACAGUUUUUUCAAGAAAUAUAUUAAAAAAUAAUCUUAUACACAAAAAUUCAUCACUGGAAUGGGUACUCAAUAAUGAAAUUGAUUCAAAAGAAAGAACCGAAACUGUAUUAAGAGAUUUAUGCUCAAUUAAAUUCUGUUGCCUUUUCGAAAGAAUUAUAAUGCAUGCAAAAUAUGAUGCAUCAGAGUUAAAAGAAAAAAUUAGAACUCUAGAAAAGAUGGCACAAAGCUUAUAUAAAAUUAAUACUUCACUAAGAAUGGUUGUAUUUAUUGAUGAAUUCAAUACAAGUCCAGAUGACUCAUUAGCUCUAAUCAACGAAUUGUUCAUCGAUGGAACCUUGGAUGGUGAGAAACUAUCGGUCGAUAAUAUUACAUGGAUUGGUGCAAUGAACCCAAAUAUCAAAAAAGAAACUCUAAACAGUUCAAAUUCGAUUAACUACACUGGUCAAGAGACAGAAUCAUCAAAACAAGAGUUUAUUGUAAAAGAUGCCACUCAAUCGAUGGAACAAUUGUUUUUUGAUUUUGGUGAAUUUACUCCAGAGAGUGAAAAAACAUUUGUUCAAGCAAUGUUUAAUAAAAUUACAAAAGAUAAGAAAAUAUCACCAGGAAGUGCAAGACAUCUUCAAGAGUGUAUUCUUAUUGGUCAAAACUUUUUAAGAGAAGCUAACCAAGAAAGAACCCAUGUAUCAAUUCGUGAUAUUGACAGAGCUGUUGAUCUUUACCAUUUCUUUACACACGACCAAUGUGGCAUUUCAAUUAUUAACUGUGGUUCAAGACUCGGAUAUGAUGACACAGAGUUUCACUGGCAUGCAAUUGUUGUUACUAUGUAUUUAACCUACAUUCUAAGACUAAGUCCAAAUGGUCAAAAGAAUAAAAGAGAAGAUUUAAUUAAAUUAUUUGACGAAUAUUUACAUUCAAGAGAAGACCCAGCCAAUCUUUCAAUUAAAAAUUUCCAAAUGAUUUUUAAAUCAAAAUAUGAACACCUUUCUCGUAACUACACACGUUUACCAGAGGGUAUUGCACUUACACAAUCAUUAAUGUUAAAUAUAUUUUGUACAUUAGUAGCAAUCAAUACAUCAAUUCCACUUUGUAUCGUAGGGCCACCAGGUUGUUCCAAAACACUCUCAUUUUCAAUUAUUGUGGAUAGUAUAAAAGCUCCUAAGAACCAACUAGAUACCCUUAGUCCAUAUAACUAUAUUCCAUCAUCUGAAGCAUUCCGUUAUCAAUGUACUCCACAUACAACUGAUAUAGAAAUCAAAUCUAGAUUCGAAAAAGCUAUUCAAAGAGAAAUGGAAUUGAAAUCUGAUAAAAAUAAACACAAAUGUAUUGUUUUUAUCGAUGAAGCAGGUUUAGUAAACGAAGAAGAAUCACCAAUGAAAGUAUUACAUGAUUAUUUAGAUCGUCUGAGUAAUAAACUUGGUGAAUCAAGUGAUAAUAUUGGUACAAUAAUUUUAUCCAAUAAGAUUUUAGAUGCGGCCAAAACAAAUCGUAUGAUGGUUUUAUUCCAUCCAGAAUUUCUUUCAGAAGAUGAUGAAAAAGCUUUGGUAAUUGGUUGUUUGUUUAAUAAUAAACCAUAUUUAGAAAAUAGAGAAGUUAAAAUAUGUGAAUCUCUUUGUAUUUCUUAUAAGAGUGUUAACAAAUUCUCAAAAUCUACAAAAGAAAAUUUAUUCCAUCAACGUGAUUUCGUUUAUUUCCUCCGUUUCCUCAGACUUCAAUGGUUAAAGAACAAGAAAGAUUUAAGUGAAGCAUUAUUAGAAUCUUUAGAAAGAAACUUUAAAGGUAUCCCACAAAAAGAAUUUGAAGGUUUAGCAAGAAUGUUUUAUCAAGAAUUAGAAAAACACAAAAUUAAAUUAAAUAUUCCAGAAUCAAUUAAUUUUGACAAUACAAUUAACAAUAUUAAAUCUGCACUAAAUGAAAUAACAGAUACCAAUCAAAAUCCAAACACAUUUGCAUUCAGAUAUAUUAUGGUUAUUGACCAAUCCGAAAACGAAUCAUCACUUCAAAUAUUAAAUGAAAUUUGUAAAAACAAUGACAAACCUCCAGUUUUAAUUAGAGUUGGUGGCUUUGAAAGAGAUUCAUCAGAAGAACUAUUGGUAGAAUGUGUCAGCAAAAUCAAAGCUUCAAUGGCCAAUGGUGAUACAGUUAUUCUUGUUAAUAGUGAAAAGAUAGAUUCAUGCUUUUAUGAAGUAUUCAACCGAUAUUUUAUUACAAUGCAUUCAAAUGAUAAUAAAGAUGGUAAAGAUUUUAUGUCAAAUAUUUCAUUCGGAACUCAUUCAAGCUACUGUAAAGUUCACCCCGAUUUCAAGAUUAUUAUCCACAUGCCUCUUUCUAGAUUAAAAAACACUCAACUUCCAUGGUUAAACAGAUUUGAAAAAUAUAGUCUUUCAAUUGAUUUACUCACCAAAGAAAUUGUAAACAAGAAUGAUACGAAAUUACAUCAAUUUGAAAAACUAUCUCGUUGUGCAGAUCAUUUUAUUUCAACACUUCAAUACUCGUGUUCAAACAGUUCAUUAUUAGCUGGUUUUUCAACCGAAACCAAAUCUUCAUUACUCUAUAAAUUUUUCAAGACAAAUGACGAAGAAAUAUUUGUUGAUGAAGCUGAAAAUCAAAGAAUCGAUUUUUAUAAAUCAGAUAAUGCACUAGAAGAUCAAACAAAAAUCAAUUUUAAACUUUUACAGAUUGCUAGACCAGAAUCAAUUAUUAAAUAUAUUGAAUCAUUCCCAAUCAACUAUAUUGAAGAAUACUUUUUACAUCAAGAACAUUUAAGUAUUGUAAGAUUUUUAAGAAAUCUUUUUGAAUCAAAAUAUAAACAUAACGAAGCAGUUUCAAAUAAAUGGACAAUCUUUACAAGAUCAUCAUUACCUUUAUCAUCCCUCAAAGAUUUAGAAAUUAAUAGAAUUCUAUCACAAUCUUUAUCCGAAGAUAUUCUUCCAGAAAAUUCAAUUAAAGUAUUACAACUAAACUUUAUUAGAUCAAGUAUCGAUUGCGAAACCAUCAUUAAAGCAUUCCAAGAAUCUGAUGAACAGGUCUUAAUUGUUGUUGCUGAUAUGGUUUCUUGUAAUCAGAAUCAAAUCACAUAUAUAUUUGAACUUCUUUCAGAAUUAGAAAAAUCAAAAUUCCUUAUUACAAUUUAUCACUAUCCAUCAGAAUAUUCGAUUUCAAAUCAAAUCAAAUUGAACUCAAUUUUCCUUAGUGAAAUGGAGUUCAUUUAUAUUGACUCAUUAGGAAUAACUUUUGAAAAAGAAAACAAUGGAAGUGUUAUCGAAAGUGACAUUAGAGAUUUAAUAUCAAGAUCAUGUGGUAUUAAAAACGCCCAAGUUAAUAACAAAUCAAUUGAAGAAAUUGUAAAAGAUAUGUUUUUCGAACAAUUAAAAUCAAUUUCACAAGAAUUAAUUCCACCGGUCCCACUUAUGACGUUUAUGAGGGGAGGCAAUAAAAUACAUCCAUUUUAUACCUCUUCAAAUGAAAGAUAUAAAAUAUUAUAUCAAUUAUUUAAAAACAACACUGACUGGUAUGAAUCAUUUGUUUCAAACUUUACUUCUCAUUGGUUAGAAAAUAACCUUUUCGAAAAAAUUUUAUCAAAUAUUGCAGAUUUAAUUAUUUGUGGUAAAGGAUCUCACUCUAUUCUCGAAACUAUUAAAAGCUCAAUGGUUAAUUACAUCUACCCAACAAUAUCGAAUAUUGUCAAAAUUCUUUCAAACUUCUAUUCAAUCACCUCAGUUAUUGAAAUAGAUAAAAAGGUAAACGGUACAUCUGAGUUAGAUGAAUCAGAAUUGGAACUAUAUAAAUUAAAGAAACUAUUGAUCAAAGAAAUGAUUGAAUCAUCCAAACAACCAUAUUUUUCAGAAAUUCAAAUCGAUAGAAGAUUAGAACCAGUCACCUUAAAACCACCAAAAGUAACUCAACAGUCCUUAAUUCCUUUAUAUGACCACUUUGAUAUUCAAUUCUCAUACUUUUUUAAUAAUGUUGUAAACCAAGCAAAAACAAAAUCAGAAAAUGAUAUCUCUAUCUUAAUAAAAAAUAUAUUGGUAGACCAUCCAUUAGAACAUUAUAUACAAGAAAUAUCAAAAUCAAAAAAAUUAUUUGAAAUGUUCCAGAAAGAUUUCGUUAUUAGAUCACUGGGUAUUAGAGAAGACUUAAUAGAAAUGUUUGUUUCAAUUUUGGAUAUUCUUUUACCAUGGGAAAUAGAUAAUGAGAAAAUACAAGAAAAAAAUACGAAAAAAAUCAUUCAAUACUGGAUCAUCAAACAUUUUAAAUCAAAUAUAUUUUUAUUUUUAAAGAAUAUAAUCAAUCCUAUUCUAAACCUUCCAAAUAAAGAAAAAGCAAUUAAAAAACUUUUCAAAGCAAUUAACGAUCCAUCAAGUGGAAUUUCAGAAGGAAAUGUUGUAAAGUUAAAGAAAAAUUUUAUUAAAAUGACCAUUGAUAUUCUACUCAACCAAAUAGAUGAAGUUGUUAAAAACUAUACAGAAGGUGAUGAAGAUAUAACUACAUGGUUUAAAGUUGUUAAAGAUCUUUUCAAUAGAACUAAAGUAGAAGAAAUGAUUGAGUCAAUAAAACAAUACAUUCAAUAUACCUCCAACUAUAAUCAAUUAGAAAACAACGACUGUUUAAAUGUUGUUUAUCUUCACAAUUGUUACCAAAUUAUCUUAGAAAUCUUAGUAUUGGGUGAUAGAAUUUCAAAGGAAAUGACUACAACAAUCUUAACAGGAUAUUUAAAAAAAUUCAAUACCUUUGAUAUUGGUGAUAUUGUAGAUACCUUUAAUAAUAUAUCUGAUAGAUUCAAUGACCAACCAAAACUUACAAGCUCAUUAGAAAUUAUUAGGCCAUUGAUUUCUUUAAAUAUCGAUAAUUUAAAACAAUUUUUAACAUUAGUUGAUGAAGGAAAAUUACCAUUAGGUUGGAGUGCAGUUAUUUUAAAAGAUCUUUUUAAGAAUAGACAAUAUAGAACAUUUUUAGAAAAAGAAUUUAAUUCAUCCUAUGAAGUUUCAUAUGUAACAUCUGGACCAAUUCCAUCGAUUACAGAUAUUAAAGAUAACAUCUCAUCUAUUAUACCACUAAAUUACAAUAUAAAUACUCAAACAAUCAAAGACUUACCAUCAAAUAAAAAAGUUAUCGAUAUUCUUUUCAAUAUUUAUCUUGAAGAAUUCUACAAUCAAUCUAGUCAAGUCGAAAAACACUUUUCAAAAAUUCUAGUACUUCAAGAAACUGAAAUUUUAAAAGCAGAGGAUCAAAAAGAUAAAAUCAAAUUUACUACUAUUGACAAAAUUAAACUUUCUUCAUACUCUUGUUUGUUUUUAAAUUAUUUAUCGGAACAAUUUAAACAAAAUAUCGAUGAUUUGGAAUCCAAAAUUUUAAAUCUAAUAGAAGGAAAAGAGAUUCAAAAAAUAUUGAAUUCAAUUUUAAACAACAAGGUAAAACCAAUUCAAUCAAUUUUAUAUCAAGUUUAUUUAUUCAGUAGAAUCGUAAAUGAACAAUGCCUGUUAAAACUAUUAGGCUCCCCAGAGAUACUAAAGUGCUUAGGUCUUUCAAAUUAUCACAACUCCUUUGUUUUACCACCCACAAACAAAGAUGAAUACUAUAAUCUACCAUUUGAAUAUGAUGUAUCUUUAGAAGAAUUUCAAACAUUUACAACAAUUUAUAAUUUGCUAAUUAACAAAGAUAUCACACAACUAAAGAAGGUUAUAAUGGAUGAAAAACAUAACAACUCCAAAUCAAAAGGUUUAAUAAGAAUGAUUUUAUUUGUUUUAUCAUAUAGAUUCUAUAUAAGCAAGCAAAAUGAACAGACAAAACUAUUACUUUUAACCAUUCAAGAUGAUACACUUGUAGAAAGAAUUUCACUCGCUCCAUAUAUUGAUAGCUACCUUAAAAUAUUAAAUACAACAUUUAAUGAUCAAUACCAUAUUGAUAGAAUUUUAAAGAAUCCAGUCAAAGAUCAACUCUCUACUAGUGUUACAAUUAUAAACUAUAUUGCCCUCUCAAUUGGAACAGAUCAAAGCCAUCUUUCAUUGUUUUUGCGUUCAAAACAAACAAGCGAUGCAAUUGAUCCCUUGUUGGUAAAUAUUGGUAUACGCAAAAUAUUCCCCCCUGGACCCGCACUCAUUGAUUGCAAUGUUAAAAGCAUUGCUGGUGUUACAAGAAAGUUAGAUUUCCAUUUAUUGGUAUCCUCAACAUGGUGUGUGAUUGCAUAUGCAUGCUCUUUAAGAAAUUUAGAACAUUCUUAUUUCAACAAUCUUCAUUUUAUCAACUAUCCACAGGAUGCAGAAAACUCCUCUGACUAUACAUUUGCAAGAGGUUAUAACUCUAUUCUCGAUAUAGAAACUGAUAAAACCUUAUCAUCAUCUCUUAUUGAUCCACACAUGUUCAUUUCAUUGAAUCUAUUCAAAAUUUGGGAAAAUUCUUUCGAUCCACAAUAUCAAAUGGUAUCAAGCUUUAACCCAAACAAUGUUAUUACCUACACUAACAAUAUCCGUAGUUGGAUUGAAAAACUUAUUUUAGAUUUUAGCCAAAUUAAACAUAAUAUCAACCAUCAAAUAUCAACCCAAUUAAAAAAUCUAUAUAUUAUUCGUGAUACAUUUUCAAAAACAAAUCAAUUAAUUUUAUUAAGCGAUGAACAACUCCAUCAACUUGUUGCAUCAAAGGAAAAUGAAUACCUUCCAAUCAAAACAUUUGUUUCCGAAAUUGAAAAGAUUUGUUUAUCAAAAAUUCCGGAAGACUAUCUUGAUAAAUCAGUCAAAGAUUGUAUUGGGUUUUUAAUUGCAAAUAAAUAUGAAACAGAAGAUUCAACUGCAGAACUUUUCAACAUUUACGAUCAACUAAUAGAAAACUGGGUGAUCAUCAAAGACAAAUUAACAAUCGAUGUAUGCAGAAGAGGAUUGUACGCUGAAAGUGAAAUACCAGAGAUUACAAUUGAUACUCCCCUUUUAGCAUUGGUUUCAGAUGGUAAAUCAGUUGGUUGGUUAAAAAAUGUAAUUGACAAAUGGUUAGAAAAUACCCAAGCAUCAAUCAUAAACUCCUGCUUAACCAACAAUAACCUUUCACCAGUUAUUCAAUCGAUUGUCGAAAGCUUUGGAAGAGAGAACAAAUUUGAUAUUGCAAAUAUACCAUUAGGUGUCGUUGAUGAAAAUGUUUUACUUGGUUCAAGUUAUUCCCCAGAAGAUUUCUAUAACUUUUGCCAUCUUCAAAUCGCACAAUUCUUUUCAUAUAACAAACAUAAAUUUGAAUCAUCAAUCGAUUGGGGUUCAUUUUUAAACAACUUGACAAUAACAUUUAUCUAUGGAAAAGUUGCUGAAGGUCAAUUAAAAACUUAUGGUGGUAAAUUCCCAUGUAUCCAACCAGUUGGAACAUCUAAUGAUCAAGACUCAACACUAAACAGCACUGCAUUCUCCGAACCUGAAUUUAUUAAAGAAUUAAAAGAUUUAGUUAAAAUUCAGAAGAUUUCAAAAUUAAAAAUAGAUUUAGAUAAGAGUGUAGAAAUCAAACUUAGAACGAGAUGUAAAUCAAAAUUAAAUCAGUACCAACUAGAAACAAUUGCAAGGUAUUUAAUCGGCCUAUUAGCAAAGAUCAACAAUCAUUCAGAUAUAACCAGUAUUUAUGAAUCAAAUUUAAUAUCAUUCUAUCCAACAGAUGAUUCAAAAUUAGAUCAUACUAUUAAAGAACUUUUACCAUUGGUACAAAUUAAAAUGGUCUCAUCAUUCACCAAAACAUUUAUAAGUACAUACUCUGGUUUUAGAUAUUAUUACUCAAGUAUUAUGGCAGAUCCAAUCGAAACAAAUCCCAAAUAUUUCGAUCAAUUUAAAUCCAUUCAAGAUAAAAUAUUAAAAGAUUGUUAUGAAAAAGAAAAAAUUAAUAUCAAAAGAAUAAAUAUGUGGAUUGAAUAUAUUAGUCAAGCAAUUCAAAAGAUUUGUAACAAUGACUCUAAAUUCUUUAUUUCAAAUUCACAACCCGACCACCCACUUUGUAAGCUAUUCAAAAAACUAUCACUCUCAGAAAUAAGCUCUCCCUCAGCAUUAUUUAAUAUUUUUAAUGAAGUUAAAACUGAAACCCCUUUUAACUAUUUUGCAACAUUUAUGGGUACACUUCAGGACACAUUAUCAACUCUCUAUAUCAAACUAGACAGCAAAGAAUCAACCAAUGAUAUCAUCGUUGAAUUUGCUGAGCUUACUGAAAAAGAUUUAGAAAACAUUAUUAUAAAAAAAAGACCCCCACCAAAGAAAAAGAAGACCAGAGCAAAUAAAAACAAACCAUCUAUAAAUACCUAUCAAAAUAAAAUAGAAACUGAAAUCAUCCAAAAAGAAGAAAUCGCUGAAAACAACAAUCAAAAAGAUUUAAAUGAUGAAGUCAAUGAAGAAGAUGAUGAAUCAUUAUCCAUUGGUAGAAGAUUGGUCUCAAAUAAUGGCCUUGAUUUCUUAAUCAACAUAUUCAACCUUAUCAUCUUUAAUGGCUUUGAUGUCUUUAACAUUGAAUAUACUUCGAAACUUUACCCAUAUAUUCAAAUGUUUAAGAAAGAAGUCAACAAUAAGAUCAAAGAUCCAUUUGAUAUAGAUCCAUUCUUUGAUGUACUAAAGGACCAAAGCCCACUAUUAAAUCAAGUUACAAAAGAUAACCCAAUGAACCCAUAUAUAAUUCUAUAUGAAAUUUUAAACACUUUCGAAUAUAAUGGUUGUAAAGAAUCAGUUGCAAAGAAAUUAUUUGACGGAGAAACUAUUGAUAUCUGUAGCAAAUGUAAAAAACCCUCUAUACCAUCAAAAAAGCAAUUCAAUUUUUCUAUAGAUGUCGAAGAAACUUAUCUUGAUGAUGAAAUUUUAAAUGAAAUUAAAAACAAAUUUGAUUCAUAUUCUCUUAAAAACUGUGACAAAUGUAAAAAUAAAAGUUUCACCUAUAAUUUCCUUCAUGUUGUUCCAGAAUGUCUUUCAAUUGAAAUCAAUAGAAUCCAUAAUGGGGAUAUCAAGUAUAAAAGAUUCAAUAACCCUAAAGAAAUAGAUCUUACCAGUUGUUUCUAUGAAUGCAGUAAUGCUAAAUACUAUCAUCAUUCAACCCUUAUGAAUGAUGGAUCAAUUCAUAUUAGUUCUAAUAACAAAAUAAUCAGAUCAACUAAUAAAUCACAGUUUAGCUAUAUUGAUGAAAAUGAACGUUAUAGAGAAGAACCAUUAAUCAGCACAUUAUUAAUUUAUAAAAAAUAUAACAGCCCAAAUAGCAAUGAUAAUAUUAACAAUAACAAUAGCAACAAUAAUAGUGGAAAUGAAAAUGAUAAUGAAAACAAAUUCAACAAUAAUGAAGAAACAAACCUCCCAAAACUAGACUACAACAAUUCUGAAAACCUAACCAUAGAUCAAGUUAUAGAACUUUAUGAUGAUCACCUUUUAGUGUGGUUGAGUAAUUUAAAAAUCGAUAGCCAACAUAUUAUUUCCAUUACCAAACUCUUCGAGAAAAAAGAAAUUACAAAAUUCUCUCAUAUUCUCUACUUAAAUGAUGAUGAUUGGAGAGAAAUCAUCCCAUCCAUCCCAUUAAGACUUGCAUUUUUUAAAUACUUAAAAUUUAUUAAAGACUAA